Molecule: messenger RNA, 2050 nt
Organism: Tilletiaria anomala UBC 951
Lineage: Eukaryota; Fungi; Basidiomycota; Exobasidiomycetes; Georgefischeriales; Tilletiariaceae
Product: Rpr2-domain-containing protein
Exons: 2
Coding region: 79-1968 (629 amino acids)
Biological process (GO): tRNA processing
Cellular component (GO): nucleolar ribonuclease P complex
Source: RefSeq, a predicted model, not a curated record
CUGGACGGCCCAACAGAGGUAAAGCUUGGUGCCGUACAGAAUGCGCAUUCCAGGAGAGAGCUGAACUGCGUUGGUAUCAUGGGUCGCAAAAGGAAGUAUGGCGAGCAAGCCGUCGAUGGCGCUGCUGUCACUGGCGGCGCAGGUGGAGGGCGGCAAGCAGAAGCUGCUGCUGUGGGCACAGAACUGGAUGAUGAUGACAACUGGAAUGAUCGACAGCAGCCCACGCAUGUCGCUUUAGCGCCAGGUUCUGGAAUGAUUCAAGAAGGAGGAGGUUCAGCUCCUACUUCGCUUGAAAGAACCCAAACUUUGUCUGCUCUCGCGUCAGAUCAGCGAAAGGAAAGCCGAAGAAAAGGACAUGAUCGCGGUACGCCCGGUCGCCAACGUGAGGCAAGCGAUGCUAAGGGUGGCAAGGGGAAGGGCAAAGCAAAAGCAAAUCAAAACAUGGAAAAUACUAAAGCGCUGCAGGAGCCGCCAAUACCCAAGACAGCACCAAAUUUCGAUGCGUUCAGCACGCUCAAUAACAUGCUGCAGUCCGCCAUGGUGCUCACUCUGCAGGCCUUCAUGUACCGUGCGAAUCCGACAGCUCCCAAAAAAGUGGAGCACAAAGAUAGUCAUGGAGAAAAUGCGGCACAAUCGAAGACACACAAGUAUGAUGCGACGAGCGAUCACUUGGCCGAGCUAGCUCGAAGGCGUGUCGGCGAGAUGAAAGCGCUGGCUCGGAAAGCUGUUAUCUCCUUGGAUCCCUCAAUCAAACGGUCAAUUUGCAAACGAUGUGACACUCUGCUACUACCAGGCAUCACAGACGAAGUGCGCGUCAACGAAUCGAAGGCGCAUGGAAGCGUCGUGCAGCAUACUUGCGCGCACUGCGGCUUCAAGCGACGCUUACCUGCACCGCCUGCCGGCACAGUCAUGGAUGGAGCCACGAGCAGCUGUAGUCAGAACCGUCGCAGCGAUGAUGCUAACGGAUGCGCCUUUGAAUUCGACCGUGGAGAGACAGCAGACGAAGGAACAGAAGGACCGCAGGCACAAGCUGAGAAUCAGGAAAUCCCCGAGAUGGGCAUGGAAACAGAUGUGGGCUCCGUUCAGCCGACCAGUGGCACGUCAGUGCAUGUCGCUGGAGCGCACGCCCAUAUCAAACCCACGCAAACGGAGGGUCUCCCAGUCUUCGGCCUAGGUGCUGCUGCUACUGCACCGACCGCUCAUCACACUGAAGGGAGAACAAGCAAGAAUCGGAUACCGCAGCGUCAGCGUCGCAAGGCGGGUAAUCUUGCAGACCUCGUCUCACGUCGGAUUCAACAAGAAGCGUCCUUGCUGCGAGUAGCUGAUGUUCCACAUGGUACCCACUCCAGCAGCGCCACUGGCACUACUAGCGAUGAAGGAGGGAAGAAGGGAAAGAGAACGAGCAAUUCAAAAGUGAUGGCCUGUGACUCUUUGUUGCAAGCUUCACUGCAACCUACAGGUCCCCUACCUGAGACCCUGGAGCGUGGAAUCCAGCGCGCAAGGCGGGCUCUGUUCCCACCUGGCAAAUCUAGAGAACAGCAAGAGCCUGCAGCCUCCCGCUCUCAUCGAAAAUCGAAUGAUACUCUGCUUCUCAAGAUCUAUGGACAACCAGGUCGAGCGCCAGGCCCAACCAAUAACGAGAAGCGCAAGAUCGCAGCGCUCGAGCGGCGUCGUCGUAUCGCGUGCGGAUCUCCUGGAAACACCAACAAUACAGCGACAAUGAAGCAGACAGCAAAGGCGCCACACAAUGAGACCGAACACAAUACCAGAAGCAGCCGGCUCUCCCUUGGGCUGCCGCCAUUCCAUGAACGAAUCAAAGGCUCAGGUUGGGCGAACCGAGUGCCGGAUCAUGUGCUCGGCGGCGCUGACGGCAACAGUAGCGAAAUACAGAGGUUGGGACGCGAGGAAGUCGCCGCAAGGAAGCUUCACGGUGGGCAUGUCAUGAUAACUGGCCGAGAGCCCGCAUGAGAUGCUCCUGAAGCGGAGCAAGAACUCAUCAUGAAUUCGCGUAUAGAGCUCGUAUAUCUGUAAUCAAAUGCUGCAACUGGCU